Molecule: messenger RNA, 1472 nt
Organism: Pyrus x bretschneideri (Chinese white pear)
Lineage: Eukaryota; Viridiplantae; Streptophyta; Magnoliopsida; Rosales; Rosaceae
Product: MADS-box protein AGL42
Exons: 8
Coding region: 507-1226 (239 amino acids)
Biological process (GO): positive regulation of transcription by RNA polymerase II
Cellular component (GO): nucleus
Molecular function (GO): DNA-binding transcription factor activity, RNA polymerase II-specific; protein dimerization activity; RNA polymerase II cis-regulatory region sequence-specific DNA binding
Source: RefSeq, a predicted model, not a curated record
UUUGGACAGAAAGACAAGGGGAAUAAUAGAAGUAGCUAUCGAUCAAUUUGGAAGGAAAAUGGUUGUGUGGCCUGAGAAUAAAGAGAAGAAAGAGUUUGGACACAAUCAUAUAAAAAAUUCCUUCUUUGCGUUUCCUGCACUGUGAAUAUUAUUUUUAGGGUUUCUGAUCAAUUUUCCUUAACUGUAUCCUUCAGAUCCAAUACCGUUGUGUCCUUGUUGCUUUUUUGGGGGUGUAUUUCUGUGUUCUUUUGGUAAUUAACACUUAUGGGGUCUCUGGGUUCUAUUUUUAGAAACUCAAUUUAUCAUGUUUUUGGGAAUUUUUUUUGUAUAUAUCCUUUUGGGGUUCAUCUAUAAUUUGCUUUUUCUUCAGAACUUCUUUGGGGUUUUCAAAGUUGACUAUCUCCUGGGUUUUCUUCGUUGUCACCGGACGUUCUUCAUAAAUCUGACUUUUUUUCUAGUGUUAAAGUACUUCUUCAAAUCUUCCUGGGUGCAGGCAAAGCUACGACAUGGUGAGAGGGAAGAUUGAGAUGAAAAGAAUUGAGAAUGCCGCAAGCCGGCAAGUGACCUUCUCCAAACGUCGAAACGGCUUGUUAAAGAAAGCUUAUGAACUUUCGGUUCUUUGCGAUGCAGAAGUUGCAGUCAUCAUCUUCUCCCAGAAAGACAAGCUCUAUGAGUUCUGCAGCUCUGACAUGCGAGAGACUCUAACACGAUACCGUAAAUAUGCAAAAGAUCAUGAGCAAACCAACAAGGUUGAAGUGGAGCAACAUGUGCAGCACUUGAAGUAUGAAUCAGCUAUUAUGGCCAAGAAGAUUGAGAUCCUAGAAGCUACUCAAAGGAAGCUUUUGGGAAAUGAUUUGGAUUCUUGCCUUGUUGAAGAACUCCAAGAGAUGAGUAGCCAGCUUGAACGAAGUUUACGUAGCAUAAGAGAGAGAAAGGCACAAUUAUUCAUGGAGCAGAUGGAACAACUAAAGGCAAAGGAGACUCUCCUCUUACAAGAGAAUGCAAAAUUACGUCAACAGAGUGGUGCAAAGCUGUGGAUGGAGCAUUCAGCUCAAGAAAAAGGAGCUUCUACUUCUUUAAGCUAUGAAAAAGCAGGAGUUUCUGCUUCUGUAAACUACAGGAGCCAAGGUAGCAUGAGUUCUGAGGUGGAGACCGAAUUGUUCAUUGGACCGCCAAUAAUGCGUGCUGUUGGUGCAUCACAGCCUAGGUCAACAUAUAUCAGAUAAAUAACAAUGUUUGUCACUCAUCUCUAAAGAAAAUGCCAUAACAAUUAAAAUAAACAAAAAAAAAAAAAAAGGCGAUGGAUACCCAUCUGUUGUGGGCCGUGCUCUCAGAUUAAUAAUACUAAUAAGGUCAAACAAUAAAAGAUCAAAGAAGUUAUAAUUUCCUGACUUUUGAGCCUGUUGUAUAAUUUUAUGUAUAUGUUAGCCCCACUUUAUUUGCUAUCAAUGUAUGAGUAAUGGUUGAGGAGA